This is a messenger RNA of Lactuca virosa, 675 nucleotides long. The record is from the annotation of a GenBank genome assembly. NCBI's taxonomy places the organism in Eukaryota, Viridiplantae, Streptophyta, Magnoliopsida, Asterales, Asteraceae.
AUGUCCGUACGUUAUCAAAAAUUUGUGCCGGAGAAACCCCAGAUCCAUCCUCUUUCCAUCAGCGUAGAUGAAGCCUUAUCGACGGAAUUGGAGAAACAACAACAGGGUUUCUUGAAAUGCACCGUUUGCUGCGGUAUCAUUGCCGCCGUGGUACUCAUCAUCGCGGUGGUGAUGAUAGUCCUCGGCUUCACAGUUCUCCACAUCAAAAACCCAAAACUCAGAAUGAAUUCAGUGGCGAUCAUCGGACUUGACCAGGUCAACUCAACAGAUUUACUCAACCGGAACGCUAAUCUGACUGUGGUGGCUGACGUCUCCAUGAAGAACACUAACGUGGAGAAAUUCAAGUUUGAAACUUUUAAUUCAAGUCUUGUCUAUCGUGAGACGGUGGUGGGAGUGGCAGAUGUUCCCGGAGGGGUGGUUGACGCUAGAAAGACGAUGAGACUGAAGGUGGUGUAUGAGAUGAUGAUGGCGAAGAUGGCCGGAGACCCACAGUUCGGAAGUGAUUUCACGGCGGGUAAGCUGAUGGUGCGAAGUUAUACAAGGGUUAAUGGUAGAGUUAAUAUAUUAAACAUUAUUAAGAGAAAAGUGACGGUUACUAUGAACUGUUCCAUCGCCAUUAACGUAACGAGCUGGGGUAUCGCCGAUCAAGAUUGCAAGAGCCAUGUCGAUAUAUAG